This is a messenger RNA of Diabrotica virgifera virgifera (western corn rootworm), 16982 nucleotides long. RefSeq lists its product as uncharacterized. The record is from RefSeq and is a predicted model, not a curated record. The transcript has 9 exons. NCBI's taxonomy places the organism in Eukaryota, Metazoa, Arthropoda, Insecta, Coleoptera, Chrysomelidae. Bases 273 to 3281 code for a protein of 1002 amino acids. Gene Ontology annotation, molecular function: protein binding.
UUGACAGGAAACCUGUUCGGCUGUUCGGUGUCGAAUUGUUUCAUUUCGGUCUCGUCGCUGUAUUUGUUUAUCAAUGAUCGAAUCGCGUAAACAGUAUCAAACCGCCGAAUCAAUCAACAAAUCGAAAUCUCUCGUAAACGAUGAAUUAAACUCUAUCGCGUUCAGAGUUAAAUUCCUAGUGUAGGUGUCGCAGAGCCUUAUUUUCAUGUAUUUAUUGAUAAAAUCAAAAUAUAGCUAAUAGUAUUUAGUAGGUCGCGAGUGAGCAACCCUCGAUGAAUAGAAAGCAUGUGAAAAGUGACAUGGAUUCGGGACUGGGCAGUGACGAGGACCGAAGAAGUCGCACCAAGGAGCAAAAACAACUCCACAACCAGCAGUUGCUUAGCGGUUGUUUUAUUGAUGCUGCCAGUUUGUCUGAUGACUCCGAGGUUGUUGACCAAAGGAGAACAGAUGAGAGGAGACAGGGUUCUAUACUGUUUCAAACCGCGGUUCCUCAUUUCUCGAUGGUGCAAAUUCCCCACGACGGUCAUUUCUCGUACUCUUCAACCACCUUGAAUGUCCCACAAUUUCCUGAAACUAGCACCCCUUAUAACUCAAUAGUACAGCUAGAUUCAGAAGAAACAGAGGCUUCUAGAAAAUCUCCUUUAGGUUUUUACGUAGACUUGAGCGAUGUCACCGAAAGUCCAGCUUCACCCCCUAACGCAUCUGCCAAGAAGAACAUCUUUUCCAUGGUCAUCGAUUUCGAAGGACCCAAAAAGGAAAAACCUGUCACAUUAAGCUCUUCUUUGAUCUCUUUCCGCAAACCUAAACCUACCAACAAAUCAAACCUUCUUGGCAAAAGUAGUGGUAGCUUGUCUUCUAGUGUAAGUUCCAUAAAUUCCAACAGAGAUUCCAGCUCUGUAGCUGGCACUAGCAGACAAUCUGAAGAGCUUGAAAUUAGACCAAAUGGCAAAGGUGUCAGCAUCGAGGUACUCAGUGCUUCACUCAUCAAAAACCUUUCUGUAUCGUCCAAAUCUUCUAGUAGUAGUGAAAAGGUUAGUGAUGACAAUGAUAGGGAUUCUGCUAAAGAGUCUGUUGAGGAUGACCAUCUGGAAAGUGAUAGUAUGCCAGAAACUGAAAAGAACGAGGUGGAAGUGAGGAAUGGGGUCGAUGAUGAGGAGGAGAAUCAAAAGAUUGACAAUAAUAAACCAGGUGUUCAAAAUUUGGGAAUCAAAAAUGACAUUCAGACUUGUCCGCAGUUCGUGAAACUAUCGGACCUGGAAUGUCAGAAGCCGAAAGUGGAUUUAAAUUUUACUCCGAGGAUGAGCAGAUCCAUCCCGGAGAGCUCAUGGGUGGAAAGCCCCCUUCUAAUGUCCCAUUCCGUGGGCUACCGCAGCGCCCCCCAUCCAUUAGAACCCGAACACAGCGAUAACUCGAGUACCGAAGACAUCGUGAAGAAGGAGUCGUACUCCCAACCUAAAAAGAGCGUCCGGAAAUUGGGAACGGAUCUGCUGCGCAUGUUCCUGGAGGAAAUCGGACCGGACGUGAUCGUAGAAGUGGACGGGCACAAGCUGAAGGCUCACAAGUGUAUUCUAGCGUCAAGGUGCCAGUAUUUUGCUGCUCUUCUAAGCGGGAAUUGGCUGGAGAAGAACGGAAACGUUAUUUCUUUAGAGGGAUUUUCGUAUGAGUCCGUCUACUUCGCCUUGUGCCAUAUCUACAGCGGUGCUGCCCACGUUCCUGACUCCAUCAGCUUGGUAGAACUGGCCUCAUUGGCUGACAUGCUCGGUCUAGAAGGACUGAAGGAAGUCGUUGAACAUGCUCUGAAACAGAGACAUUGCCAUAACUUUCACAAACCUUGUGCUGGUUGCUGCACGGGCGUACUGGAAGUGCUACCUUUGUCUGCAGCUUACGGACUCGAUGAUCUCUACAGAAGCUGUUUGCAUUGGAUUACUCAAUAUUUUGUACGAGUUUGGCCGAGUAGAUCAUUUGCUAGUCUACCAAGAGAACUGAGAGAAAAAUGUUACCAGCAACACGUGGUCCACAUGACUCCAGAUAAGGUGUUGGAUACAAUUUUAGCCUGCGACAAGAUUCUUGCAACACUUCCUGCAAUGCGUUGGGCUGAACCAGUAAGCCAACUAGUCCUUCAGCUCACAGAUGCUUGUCAUCUAUAUCACCGACAACAUUUCUCAGCGGUAUUAGGUUGUCAGUACUUAGUAGGACUCGAUGCUGGUUUAGGAUUUGGUGUUUGCCAGAUCGAGGACCAAAUGUUAUCUGCAGCCAAGAAUCUGGGCGUCGAACAAGCAUGUCGCAGUUAUGCCAGAUGUUGCAAAAUGUUGGAUCAGAAAUGGACCAGGCCAUUUGCUGAUAUGUUAAAUAAGGUUAAAUUGCAGCUAGAACAAUGCCUUGUUGGGCAAGCUGAUAGACUGAUCAGGAGUCAUGCUUGGCUGAGACUGGAUACUGCCUUAAGAACUCGCAUAAAAGAACUUACCCCGCACCUCGAACCCACUAGUCGACUGCCCCGAGCAACGAUGUUCCGCAAUAAAAAGCCCCCCAACCAAAAACCAAACGUCCAAAGCCCUGCCUUAAGCUCGUCCGACUCCUCGCGCAAUUCCAGCCCCGGAAUGAACCAACAGAACCGUUUGAAUGGCACCAACGGUAGUCCCUCCCUUCGAAGAAGCCUUCUCCUAGCCGCCAAGGCUCCCCAAGUCCCUCCGAGUCCCUCCAUACACCGAAGAAGUACCUUAACCCAGCCGACGGCUGCCAGUGCUGCGAAAUCGACGAAGGGGCCCAUCAAGGCAGUGCCAAGGGCUGGUGUGAGCAGAGAUAGGAAUGGAGCAGUUAACAUUAAACCACCGCUUCAAGCACCCGUUCCCAAACCUGUUACCUCAAAGAAAUCCUCAACGACUGUCUCUAGGAACACCAGCUUAGGAAAGAAAGACGCCCCAUCGUCCCUGGCCACCAAAAGACCUGACAGCAGGUCCAGCUCACCUCUAAAGAGCGACAGCCUCGCUAGCUCACCCAGAAAAAUCGACAGCAGAGUGACGUCACCCAUCAAAGCGACCGUUCGCAGCCCAUCACCUCUAAAAAACGCCGGUACAUCGCCUAGAAGAGUGACGAAGAGCACGCAGGCUGCAAAGCCUGUACAGACGUCGAAGACUGCGCAGGCGGCGAAAACUGCGCAGGCUUCGAAAGCUGCGCAGGCGUCGAAAGCUGCGCAGGUGUCGAAUCCUGUACCUGCUCCGGUCAUGCAGAGGUCGAGCACGUUUUUGAAAGAAGAGCCAACGGUGAUUGGUAAGGUUUUGUAAUUAGAAUUUCUAAUAGGCGGGGUUUUGCAGAAAGUCGUUUUCAAGGCCUUGGUUUGGAGCUAUUAUGUAAUAUUAAAGUAGUUUUUUGAGGAAUAUAUAAAUAUUAAAAUAAAAUAUUUUGUAGGAUGAUAUAGAUAUAUAACAAUGUUCUUAACGAGGGCCGAACAUUUGUGAGGUUAUGUUUUAAUUGAUAUUAUCAUAUAAUAUGAUUUAUUACGAAACAAUCUAAAAUUAUGGGAGUGCGAAGUGGAUAAGAGUCUUCCAUCAUAUAAGGGAAGGCAACACAGGAUUGUAGAGUUCGAGGAGGAUCAUAUUGUGACGGGCAUUACAGUCGCGACUCAAUUCAUUUGCGCUAUUUGGGCCCAAAUGACCUAUAAAAGCUCAUUUGGGAGCCCUUAUAGCAAUAAUAUAAUUGGGAGCAAUAAUAUACAGAGUGGCAUAAAUAUACUUAUUCGUAGCUCUUGCCGCUAGUUCCAAAAAUGAAAAAAAAAACAUUUUUCUCACGUUCUAUAUAACUAAAAUAAUUGAUGUUUCGUAAUUGGCACAAAACAAAUUAUCCAAAUGUACAGUAAUUCACUUGAUUUUUUAUAGAAUACCACGCCCCUUCGUCUUGGAUUCGUUACAUAAUCACAUAAACAGUUAUUAAUUGAAUUAGCAUCAAUUUUCUGCCAAAUUACCCGUGAUUGCCUUAAUUAAUAUUGCUAAUUAACUUCCUCGAGAGUAAAAACACUUAAUUACUUAUGAAUUUUUAUGAGUUAGCACUUGUACGUAUAAUACGCGCAGAACUACUAUCGUCUGACGUCAUCAAUGCAAUUGUACUAUAUAAUCAUCAAUAAUUGUAGGUUUUUGCGACCGCUAUUUUAUAAGGGUAUAAUUAUAUUCGGGGUUUAUAGCAGCGAGCUACAACUGAAUCAGACAAAUACAUACUAGGGUGGUUCGAUAAGUACUUCACUUAGCCUCCAAAAGAAAAACGAAAAUUUUGGAAACACGGUGAUCUAUUUCUGAACAUAGUUUCUUUUUAGCUCGAUACACUUGAGCCGUGCUCCAACUUCUUUAACCAGCCUGACCAACCAGUCUGCAAAGUAGAGGCUUCCAUGGAGGAGAUGAGACUUCCAUUCGACUUAAAUUUCUGACUUCGAGUGACUUUUUCAUGUUUGGAAAUAAAAAAAAGUCUUCAGGACCAAAUCUGGAGAAUAUGGUGGAUGGGACAGCAGUUCGUACCCCAAUUCUACCAAUUUAGCCAUGGCACCGGCGGAGGUGUAAGCCGGUGCGUUGUCAUCGUGGAAGAGCAUUUUUUCUUUUUUCCCCAAUUGGCACUGUUUUUUUGUACAAUGGUGUGAGUUUUUAUUAAAUCUCACCCCACCGUGGCAAAAAGGGUUUAAUUAUUACCUUUUGCCUAAUUGGACAUAGGUAAAUAUUUUAGGACCACCCCUUUACGUCCCCCAAAUCAGAGAAUGUCCUUCGAUUAUACAAAACAGUGAACUUUUAGGAGAACUGGUUCUAAGAUUUAAUUUGGUCGGGUUUUAUAGUUACUAAUUAACACGAUAUGAAGGGUUGUGCACACGAGAAAUAAAAGUGAUAAGUGAACAAAACAUUUAUUAACAACAACGAGUUUAACAAAUGCACGGAAUUAACGAUUAAUUGUCUUAGUAGCGAAAGCGAGAGAGUAUUAUACACAUUAGGUGCCGUCUUAAAAUUUAGAGUGCGAGGUAAUUAUUGCGAGCGGGAGAACAACAGAGAAAACACACGAACUAGUCGCCUUGGACCCUCAGAGGGGACUGCUCGUUCUAUUCAAAAUCACUGCAAUAAUAUCUUAAUUUACACUUUUCUGUCUGAAAAGGGGACACACACAUGUUUUUCUUAGUUCGCAAGUCAGAUGCCUCUUCUAAUAGCAACCACAUGUGCGUUAUCUUUUGUGCUAACGCUAACACUCAAGUUUUCAGAGAAAUAAUUCUUUCAAACACAAUACAGAUUGUCCCAACAGGUUUACAAGAGAGAUUUACAAAAAUGCAAAUUAAUUUAACUGUUGUUUUCACAACAUGCAAUUCGGCGUGGAAUCAGCCCAAUAAUGCUGCAUAGUAAAGCCCUGUGGCCGUUUUGCCUUUCCAGGAAGUUGAUAUAUAUCCCAUCUUGUGAAUCCCAGAAAACGGUGGCAAUCACCUUUCCGGCCGAUAAGACAGUUUUGUCGCCUUCGGAGCGUGUUCGCGGGGUGGCGUCCACUGUAUCGACUGUUCAUUGGUCUCUGGCGUGUCCUAGUGGAUCAGGAAACAUAGGAUAGUUAUGAAACAACGUAGAAACUCCUUCGGACUACGCUCGAACAGCCUAAGGUGGUCUCUUGGUUGCGGUUAUUAUCCUAUCUGAGAAAACGCGGCAAAAGAUCCAGAGGAAGAUGUCCAGUACGAUGGUCGGAGAAAGGACAUGACUAUUUACUCAUUCUCCGAAGCAAAACAAUACGCACAGGAGAGAGAUAAUUGGCGAUUGGAGAAAAUCAAAUUACAUCCCAGCAAACAGGUUUGAGCCCAGUUACGUGAUAAUUACGUUAAAUUUACGGCAAAUUUCAACGAAUACGUAACUCGGAGAUUUAUGACGGGAAAAAAACGUAUUUCAGUGCCAAAUCAUUCACCAAUAUAUUUUUGAUUCCUUUAUACAUGUUUGACAUUAGAAUAAUAUAAAAUCAUAAUGACGAAUAUUGUACAUGUUUUUUAUCAUAGGUGUGAAUGUCGGUUACAUCGCAAAGGUACGUUUAUUUCACGUAAUAAUCACGAAACAGAAAUAACUUCCUUUGGUUAAAUUUUGAGAAAUAUUUUUGAAAACAAAAUUUUACAACGGUGUUGGUUAAAUACGUAUAGCUUGAAUUUUACUCCCUGUAUUUUAUGGACGUCGAAAAAUUAGAUGUAUUCCACGUAAAGUAAUGUAAAUAAUACAAUAUUUAAACAAAAAGUUUAUGAUUUCGCUUUUAAAAUCAUUUAGCAUAACUAUUUCAAUCCAACCUUGAUUUGAAGCUAUUUUUGCUAUUUUUUUUUUCUUUAAAAAUAUCACAGCUAAAAUGAUGUCGAGUCUAAUUUUCAAAUCGCGCGCGGUGAUGACGUACUACCAAGCCUUUCUCCUCCUUUAAAUACUAUCACGUGACCACGAUACGUGAUUAACAUAGUUGGUUCGAAAACUAAAUUAAUCGAUUUAUCGAAUAAUAGAUACGUUUCGAUAGGAUUAUUUUUUUAUAUUAUUCUGGUAUUGAAAUAGAUUUUUAGUAAGACCAAUUAGGUAAUAGCAGAAGAAAUUUAAAAACAAAAAGAAAAUAUGUAAUACUAAUUUAAAGUAAGUAGAAUAGUUUAACUGUAAUUUAAAAAUAAUCGAUUUUUAUAAUCGAUGAGCAUAACCUCUAAUUCUCUAAUAUCAGCUUCUCACAUUUCUCCUCACAACAAAAAGUGAAAGUGAAACGUGAAGAGCUUUAUUUCCCUCGUUUUAUUUUAGGCGGGUUUAUUUAUAAUAAUGCCUUUCGUAUUAACGUUUACCUCACUGCUCGAGGGUUGAAGUGUCGUCAAAAUAAAAAGUGACCUGUGUUGUGUUUUGUGUUGGCAAAUUUUUUAAUGCGUCUUUAGGUCGGUAGCAUUUUUGGUUCAUUAUCUUGUAUAAUAAUUAUACAAGACAAAUGUUUUAAAGUCUCUAAAUUCUACUAAAUAAAUACAUUGUUAAUACUUUAUAGGCUUGUUUUAUUUAUGUCAUAUGAGGAUAAUAAUUACAUGAUUAGUAAGUUAAUUAAGGUCGAAUUAUUUACGUGAACCGAAAGAUAUGUUGAUCAACACGUAUUUGCAACGUGAAUUUCCCGAAACAUUUUAUUGGUAUUUAAGGUGAAUAACACGUCUAUUGAAGACGAGUUAUUCACGUAAUUUAAAGACGUAUUUUCAAUGUGACAUUCCAACCAAAUUUUCACGUGAAAUUCACGUAAGCAAUUUACGUAUAUUGGUGACAAAUGUACCACAAAUUCACGUAAUUAACACGUCGGUCUGUUUGCUGGGAUGACGCCACGAAGGAGAAAAUAUAGAGAAGGACACACACUGUUUAUGUAUGUUGACUCAUAGUUUUUGAAUUUUGCUCGUGAUCGUGAUUUUCUGUUCACUGCACCUUUUCUUGUCUUUAUGCUGCUUGCUGUGUAUAUUUUUUAUUAGUAACUACUAUUUUUCGAGUUUGCGUUGUAGUGCAGGUAAGCGAUGAGGGAGCGGGUGUAAAUAUAAUCUACUUAUGAUCUUCUUCGGGUAUCUGUGCCAAUUCUACUAUACAGUAAGCACCACGCUACUAGAUACAUGGGUAGGUACCUAAUAGCUAUGCUUAUGGGCUAAUCCGGUCCGUUCUCAGAUGUGACUUUCAUGUUUAUCAUGUUACUGUCAAGAAACUAUCCAAAAUAUUUGUUUUUCCAAAAAAAAUACAAUAAAUAAUAUAAUAGUAUUGUUACUCUACUUUAAAAUAACUUAACUUAACUGUCACUAGACAUAAAAGUAAACAGUGCAAUAAGUGAACGGUCCAGCAUGUAUUAGCUCAAUGGUCCCGUGUGUCUAGUAGCGUGGCGAUUGCUGUAUAUAAAUGAUAGUAUCAGUUAAAAUAAAAAAAUCGUUUCGUACUUUCUGCAAAGGUCUAGCCCUAGCCUAAUAGUCUGUACAUUCCUAGUCCCUUAUUUUUAUUUGAUCUCGUUAGGAUGUAGAUCGUAGAUCAUAAUAUUUGUGAUAUUUGUUUUAAAAGUUUUAAAUUGUAAAAAGUACACGAGCUUUUAUACGUCGUGCUAAAGAGAGUGUCGAGUAAUUUUUGGACAAACACGACAUUUGGCCAUUUGCGGUUCACUUUGCCGUAUUCUCCACAUAUAAAAGAAAAAGAGGCAAUAAUGUAAACAACAUGUUUUCUCCACAUAUAGAAGAGGCAAUAAUGUAAACAAAAUUGUAUGGAUCUUAAAAUCUUAAUAAAUUUUUCAUUCAACACAACAUACAGUUAUCUUUAAAACGGUCCUGUGACGAGGCCGGUGUUAUGGUGAUAUUUACAUUGUUGUCAGAUCUUCCGUUUUUCUGAAAAUCUAAUGAAUUUCUUUAUUUCAAAUAGAUCAGCCUGUAUAUUUUUUGGCUUUGGAAGUCCUUAAGAAAUACUGAUUAUUUUUCAUGUACCUAAUGUUCCCUAUAGCGACACGCUUCAUUUAUUAUUUUUUUAAUUGUUAAUGUUACAUAUUAACUUUUCUCAAAACGAAAGAAUACGUCUCAUGUUAAAUUCACAUGUGUUUUUCGUUCCUAAAAUACAAAACCAGAUUGUAUAAAAUUAAUGUCUUUUUCAAGGAAACACAAAUUGCCAGAUUGGCCACGCUCUUUAUGUCAACUUCUUAAAAACUACAGAAAGGUUCUCAGCUUUUAAAACGCCAGAUUUAGUAAUUUAUCGCCUUUUCUAGCCACAUGGUAGAACCGCAUACAUGAAGACAUAAUAGUGUUGUGGUCUCGGUCAGUAUCGACACAGCGGGCACGCAGCGCAGUUACACCCUCGCUAAAAUACCAAACCCUUACGAGAUAUAAACGAAGCACGCUUGUUUACCCAAAAUAAAUAAAUAUAUUACUCUUCGUUGUUUUACACUUACUUUAAUUUCAUAAUUAUUGUUUCCGUAAACCACCAACAGAACAUUCCCUAUACAUAAAUGCCAUAAUUUCGAAGUGAUUGCUACAUUUACAUAUCUUCGCAGAGUUAACAUAAUACAUUAAAUGAAUAAAUUCGUUUAAUUUAAAUAAUGUUCAAUAAUUUAUAUCCUAACAAUAUCAUAACAAGAUCUAUGUCAAUAAGUUAGUAAACUAUUUCAGUUUCCUUCAAUAAAAAAGGGACCACUUGUUUUGUCGCUUAUUAUUCCAGUCCUUACAUUAAGUUUUUCUGGAUACUGUGUGUGGCAUUCACGCAUCCAACGAGGAUUCUUACGUGGCCAGUAUCUAUAAUUAUGCCGAUUUAAGUUUCCAUUCUUACGGACUUCGAAAGACAAAAAUAUACAGGGAGAUUUAUUUGAAAUAAGAAAGUUCAUUAGAUGUCCAGAAAAACUGAAGAUCUGACAACAAUGUAAAUAUGUAAAAUGCAAUUGAAGCGUCCCAUACUUAAAACACACUGUAUUUUAGUGUCCAAUGUGUUUGUUGUAUGUUCAAAAAUACUCUUAACCUCAAGGCACCAAACUAUGUAACUUAAAAUCCUUUAUGGUAAGGUGGAAAAUAUUUAUAAGCCAUAUUUCCAAAAACGUCAUAGCUAACAUUUUAGUUCGUUUUUAAAUCGGUAGAUUUACUAAAAACAUUUUUGUGGCAGAACAGAUUUGGUUUAUUUAUUCAUAGAUAAGACAUACACUUUUAGAUCUUAAUUUUUUAAUAGAAUUUAUCGUUUUUUGUGUUUUUGUAUUGAUAUUUUAUGAUGAAUGUAAAUCAUAAAGCAGACACACAUUUUUUUAGUAACGUUUUUUUAAUGAUUUGUGAUAUUUUGGUUUUAAAUGCACAGUUGUAACCAUAGACAUUAUAAUACCUAGAUCACUAUUUUACCAGUGAAUUCAAAUUAAACAAUGCAGUUUUCUUCUCCUAUAGUGGUUUAUAAAUUAAGGGGCUAUCCUAGUGUAAAAGUACGAAAUUCAUAUACUUUUUUGGGAAUUUCUAAAAUAAAAAGUACUGUACAUACCAAUUGUUUUGAAAAUUUGCAUGAGCAUUUAUUAUAAAAAGAAGUAAUGUAAAAAAUUUUCAUAAAAAAAUAUUUAAAAUUAAACAAUUUAUGCGCCAUCUACUAGCACCGUCAAAAUAAAAACAUGGUUCCACUGCUGCAGUGAUUGGGAUUAAUAGAGAUCCUGAAACAUAAAAUUUCAAAGUUAUUAUUGAAAUACAAGUUAUUUUCUAUACCAUCAACUAGGGGUCUUUUAAUCGGAUAAAAAAUGUCAAUUUGUCGGUUUUUGAAAUUAUUGAAAAUGUUUUAACUAAUUUAAAAAAAAAAAGAAUGUGUGUGUACUUUGUACGCACGUAAGAAGUUAUACUUCUAUUAUAUGAUUAUAUGAUUAUAAACGAAAUUAAUAUACUUUUUAUUUAUAUUUUAUUUAAAUAUUAAAUUAAUUUAUACUUAAUACUUCUCAAACAUUUUUAUUAAAACAGUGCCAAAAAUUAAAAUAAUAAAAAAAUAAAACACACACAAACACAUUAAAAAUGCCACAAAUGAUUUCUGAACAUUAAUUGUCGGAAAAAUUUUUAACUAAAUACGUAUUUUCUGAAAAUAAAAUUAUAUAAUAAAUAUACUUACAAUCAUAAAAUGUAUAAAAAAAAAUAAAAAAAUAAAAGUUUCUAUUGGGAUUCGAACCAACUUACCACGCGGCUGGUAUUUGCGUUGUAUUGGGAUUCACCCGCAUUAAAACUGCACCACAGAGGCAGCUUGUCAUUAUGUGCGAAGAUCGUCUAACUAAACAGAUUAACCUUUUGACAUUUUUAACUUAUGUAAAUCAAAUUAUUUUGAUUUUGAAUUGAAAUGAUUUAGAAUUGAAAAAAUACAACAAAACAUAGGGUAAGAAGACAAUAUAUUAGGUGAAUAUUGAUAUAAAUUUUGAUGGUAAUCAAAUUAUGUAAAAAAAAGUAUUACAUACUACUUAUGUAUUUUGGUAGGUUCAAGGUAGGUAUCGGAGCCCGUAUAACGACUAAUACAUUUCGCAAUCACUUGCGUCGUGCAAAGUGGCUAUGUUCAAAUAUCAUAACAAAAUUUGAUCAACUAUUUAUAAAACACUUACCAGUGAAAGAUUCUUUAGCUUUGAAUAAGCGAGAUCUGCGGCACUCAUACUAGGCACAGUUUGAUGAGCUUUCACAUUGGCAUGCAACAAUCAUCUCUUCUAUGUAAAUAAGUCCAAAAAUAUAAUAUGAAAACUAUUUAAAAAGGCAGUAUAACCAUUAACUAACUUUUUGUUUGUUGUUUCUCUUCCUACAAAUUUUAAAACGCAACAAGCAUACAUUAUAACCAAACGCAGUCCCACAGCUGCCAUAUUGGAUAAUUUUUGUCAUGUCAUUUGAACAUCCAAUCAGAACAAAGUUAUAAUGCGCAUGCGCCCGGUCGCUAGGUUUUCCCAUAUAAAAUUUCACCGUCAUUACGCCCGUAAAGAAGUAUAACUUCAAAAAUUCAACACUUUGUCAUUGUUCCAAAUUUUAAUAUUUUUCAAAAAUCCUAGUUAAUGGUAUAAGAAAUAUAUUUCAAUAAUCACUUUGAAAUUUUACGUUUCAGGAUCUCAAUUAAUCCCAAUCACUGCAGCAGUAGAGCCAUGUUUUUAUUUUGACGGUGCCAGUAGAUGGCGCAUAAAUUGUUUAAUUUUCAAUAUUUUUUUAUGAAAAUUGUUUUACAUGCACUUCUUUUUAUAUAGUCGGUUCGCUAAACUCAGACGCAACUGGCUAGAUAUUUUAGUCGAUAAUUUUUUUGUUUUUUGCCAAUUUUGCAAAAUUUGGCAAAAUUACUAACUAUUUAGUGAUUAUUGACUAUUUAGUAAUUAUUUUUUGCCAAUUUUACUAAAAUUGGCAAAAUUACAGACUAAAAUAUCUAGAAAGUUGCGUCUGAGUUUAGCGAACAGACUAUAAUAAACGCUCGUGCAAAUUUUCAAAACAAUAGGUAGGUACAGUACUUCUUAUUUUAGAAAUUCCCAAAAAAGUAUAAUAUACUUUUUUGGGAAUUCAAAUUAUGAAUUUCGUACUUUUGCACUAGGGUAGCCCCUUAAAUUGAUAGCUAAAAAUUUCUUCUUUUUUAGUUUUAUUAUACUAUGUAUGAAGAUGCAGGUUCACUUUUUAGAAACUAUAGUGAGCGAUAUGAGAUAUAAUAUAUACAGUGAUGAGCGUGCUAAUAACCGGCAAAAUAGCGCAAAAGAUGGAAAACAUAUUAAAUUGUGAGAUAAAAAGAAAUAAAACUAGUAGAGUUGUUAAAUUUAGCGAUAGUAACAUUUAAUGAUUAAUUAUUUAUAUGGGAAAUAAGCCACAAUUAAAAUGAAAAAAAUAAUUUUAUUAACGUUUCGACGCCCAAAUCGGGUGCCGUUGUCAAAAUACAAAAUAUUACUAAAAUAAACUAAAGUGUUGUUGCUAAGCAAAAAAAAUUCUUCUAAUAAUUUAUUUAAUCUCACUCAUUUAUAUUGGCAAUUCAGACAUAUAUUAUACAUUUUAAAGUAGAAGACUUUAAAAUGAUAUUGCCAAUAUUUAUGAGUUGCGUUCCUGGGACGACUUACUGAAAGAUAGUUCAUUCGAUUACAUGAAAUUAACCCCAACUCAAGAAUAUCCGUCAUAAAAAAUUAUAGCAUGUGAUAUGUCUUUAAAAAGACAACCAAAUGCAACGACAGUAAAAUUCUCGCGUUAGAGACUUCAUAGUAAAUCACAAGGGAAAACCAGGAAAAACCCUGUGAUAAAUAAAUAAAUAAAUGUCGAAACGUUAAUAAAAUUAUUUUUUUCAUUUUAAUUGUGGCUUAUUUCCCAUAUAAAUAAUUAAUCAUAAAAAUGCCACAAGGAAAUAGCUUCAGAACAACAGUAACAUUUAAAUUGACAUUAUAUUGAUUGUUUCCCACCUUUAGAUGUAUCAGAGGAGAAUGUCAACUAAAACUGUCACUGUGAUAGUGGCAUUUCUCAAAUUCGUUCGAUACGUCUAAAGGUGGGAAACAAUCAAUAUAAUGUCAAUCUAUAAGUUACUAUCGCUAAAUUUAACACCUCCACUAGGUUCAUCUCUUUUUAUCUCACAACUUAAUAUGUUUUCCAUCUUUUGCGUUAUUUUGCCGGUUAUUAGUACGCUCAUCACUGUAUUAUAGCAUAGUUCCCCGUCAGUAACAAGUUUUAUUACUUGGAAUAUAAGUUAGGGAUUUCUAGGGGAAAUUAAAGCUCCAGUCUAGGGUGAUUCUGAAAUUUCAUCUGGCAACCCUGGCGCGCAGGCUAGGUAUUGUAUUAAAUGUUUAUGGUUAUCACAGUAUGUUAUGUAACCUAACCUAACCUAGAAUGUUGCUGUUAUCAAAUUAUUUCACGUGAUUUAAUUCAUUACUUUUCGUAACUAUUUUACCCUUAAGAGGGUAUGGUUUGAAAUCAACAUUUCAAGCGCUUUUAUGGUUUUUUUUUAAACUAUGGUAGAAUAAUUUUAUUUUUAAAUGAAAUAACCAUAUUCAGUACGAUUCAAAAAACAUUUAAAAAAAUGUCAAGGCAAAAUAAUGAAAAAUAAGCCAAAGGAGGAAAAUUUUUACAGACACCCAAAAUUAACGAUUUUUGAGUUUUUGGUAUUACUCAGAAGUCAAAAUAACGAAAUUUUUUGUAAAAUCAAUAUAUUUAUUAUUGUUAAACAAAAAAUAAACAUAAAACCAAAAAUUUCUAGACAGUGUUACCUCACGAAAUGUCUAAAGAAAAUGUAUGCAAAAUUUUAAGUGGGCCGGUCAAGUAGUUUUUGAGUUACAAUGUCAACCGCCGUUGAAAAAAUCUUUUUUGUCUGUCAAAUCGUAAAGUGAUACACACCGGCAUAUGAUUUUGAAUCGCGGCGUAAUUUACAAAAGAGCGCGUAGCUGCUACAAAGUGAGUCAAAGGUAGGGACAUUAAACAUGCUGCAUUCCGGAAAUUUUGCUCCAAUCAAUCUGAAAUUUUCAGAGAGUAUUCUUGAAGUUAUGUACUUUCAUUUAAAAUAUUAAAAAAUCUAAAAUUUUCAAACCAUACCACUCUUCAAAAUAGUAAUACGAUUAAAUAGUAAAAUACAUAGUUAAUAAGCUGAGAUGGCAAAUACAAAACAGAAUCAUUUUACUUCAAUUAUAAAGAUAAACAAACUCAACCUCAGAAGUAUUCGUUGGUUUUGUAUAAACGCCUUUAAUAUACCCAUUGUGAUUUCUUAAAAACAUACUUCCACUGAUUUUGAGACUUUUAUGCCUGGUUGCACCAACAAAUCUUAAGCUCCAGCUUAGCCCAGCUCAGCUUAUACAUAGAUAGGGCCGUUUUAAGCCUCACUUACUUUGCACCAUAAUUUUCGAUUCUUAUUGAUCCAAUUCACGUGGCAAUCCAUUGUGACAAGUUGAAAAUUGAUCUAAGACUCAAUGGUGUAACGUGUAUGUUUCGUAAGCUUAAGAUAUAUUAUGUUGGUGCAACCAGGCAUUAAAUACCCUCAGUUAUAUUAAGUGUAAUACUGGUACCAAAGCAGUACCCAAUAUAAAAAAGUUUUCGAAAGACAUUUUUUAAUAUAAAUAUGUUUAAUUAUUAUGAAGAUAUUUAUAAGAAUUUUGCAAUCGAUAAUGAAUAAGAGUAAUAAGAUAUUUGUGUAUAUAAAAUUAUUUAUAACCGAUUGGUACUGUGUUUAUGUUGAGCGUUGGUGUACUGGUUCUUUUAUCGACAAAUUUUGACCAUUUUGCGAUAUGUAAUGCUAAGCUAUUGAUUCAUAAACUACUGUUUUCUUAAAAAACUAAAAACAAAUAAAUAUAAAUUGUAAAAUUCCCUCAUCUUCCUUAGUCUCAGCAUCCGUUAUGGCUUGCCAAUUGUAGAAGCCUCGGAGGUGUUACCAGAGAAGGUUCCCAUUGUUUUCAAUCUGGUAGGAUGUAGAGUAACAUCUUUUGAUGAUGUUUUAUGUGCUAUUAGAUUGAAAACUUACUUUUUUGCUAGCAGUUGCCGCUAAGGCAUCCCUGUCAUUGCGUUCGUCGCAAUCCGUGACUGCACGCCGGGGUUUGUCCUAGUUGGGUCAGAGAGAGCAGCAUAUGUGCCUCCUGAUGAGAGACUAAUAAGUUUCGAAACCGGUAGAGGUGCUUGCUGCACUCUCUGAUUGAACUGGAAUAAUGAUGCGGCUGUAGUUUCGUGUUGCAACGAAAUUGAAAAUGGUUAUUCAUUUUUGAUUUACUGUUUUCUUCUUCUUCUUUAAGUGCCUUGUCGUGGUGCUCACUCCAUAACACUGGUGGAGGUUCCAAAGCCAGGAUGUUUUUCUGCGUCCGGGGCCGCGCUUUACCUCUAUCUUUCCUCAUCACGUGGGCAACGUACUCUAGUUUUCUUCGUUUUAUGAUAUUCAGUACUUCUUUCUUUGUUUAGUCGCUGCAUUACCGCUUGAUUUGUUACUCUGUUCAUCCACGAUAUCCUCAAUAUUCUGCGGUAAGCCCGCAUUUCAAAAGCCUCAAUCCUUUUACACAUUGUUUCCGUGAGGGUCCAUGAUUCCAUUCCAAAGAACAAACUGGUGAAGGCAUAGCAGCGCAAUAAGCGUAUUCAUAGCGUAAUUUUAAGCCCUGUUGGUUAGUACCUUUUGCAUUUUCCUCAAUGAUGUUCUCGCUUGCUCUAUUCUGCACAGCUUUUUUUAUUUCAUUCUAAUAUAUUGGUCCUUCGAUCCGAAAAUCGAAAAUGAUGAUCAAGAACUGAAAAAUAAUGCCAAAACCGAAACAAACAGAUAUGGCAAACAAUUUGGACGGAAACCUGAAAUGGACGAACCAGAUGUGGGCAAAAAAAGCAAUCUGGAAAAAUAAAAUAAAUUAUAGAAACCUACAGAGAUAAGAGAUAUGACAAUUUAAUUGUUUAAUAAUGAAUUGGUCAUAUUGUUCGAUCAAAACUAUUAUUUAUAAAAAUUUGUCGGUAAAAGAACGUUUUAUUUGAUUUAUUUUUGUGUGAUAAAACGAAAAAUUAUUUCUAUUUUUUAUUUAUAGGGCAAGCUUAUGCAAUAAUGUUGUCAUUAUUUAAAAAUGUGCCUAAAAUAUUAAGGAACCGGGGACCUUUUUUGUAAAAUGUUUUUUGUUGGUAAAAAAAGGAUAUCUUGAAUAAAACUUGAUGUUUACAGGAUGGUCUAUUCAAAAAAAUUUAAAAACAAGUAAACUGACUUAUAUUUGCGGUAUUUUGGUUGCGUUUCCUAGACACCUUUGCAUCAAUUUCUAGAAGGGAAAAAUAUAUAAAAAACGACAUAACAAGAAUUGGUUAAGUCAAAUAAAAGUGUUGUAAAAAGAAGAGAGAGAGAGAAACAAAGGGAAAGGGUAUAAAGAACGACAUAACAAGGAGUUGUUAAGUCAAAUGAAGGUGUGGUAGAAGGAAACAAGCCAAAAAUGUGUAAAGAACUGCAUAACAAGAAGUGGUCAAGUCAAACAAAAGUGUGGAGAAAAGGGGGAGAGAAGAACAAGGGAAAAUGUGUAUAGAAUGAUAUAAUAAGUGGUUAAGUCAAAUAAAAGUGAGGGAGAAUGAAAAGAGGGAAACAAGGCGAAAUGUGAAAACAACGACCUAAUAAAGAAGUGGUUAAUUCAAAUAAAAGUGUGAACGAAGGAAGAAAGAAAGAAACAGUGCAUAUAAGAGAAAACCCAGCAAAAAUCCGUAGUAGAAAUGGUAUUUUAGAUCACAAUAUACUUACAGUUGUAAGGAUUUUUAACUAAACAGAUUUUUGAAUUCAUUUUGAGUUGAUUAUUUCCCUUUUAUAUAUAUCUUCCUUGGACAAGCUGGUUAAAACGGGACAGUGUUGCCCUUUCAAUGUAUACUAAUGCUAUCCUGUAAACAUCACUUUAUUCUAUUGUUUUGUAAUAGUCGUUACAAUAUUUUAACAAAACUUUUUCUUGCAUUUAAUAUUAUUUGAUUAUAUAAGCUUUUCUAUCACCAUUGUUUAGCCAUAUUUUUAUUAAACAGACGUAUCAAGGUCUCAUUAUUUCUUGUCGUACAAGAUGAUUAAACGAUUCGUAUUCAUUGGAAUUCUUUAUAAAAAAAUUCUGAUGUUUUGUUUGUUGUACAGUCAAUAAAUUGAAUAUUUUUA